CUGCGAGCAGUCCAGAGAGAGAGAGAAUAUGAAUUCCAGUGUCCUAUAUUGUCCUGACAGAGCACAACUGCUUGUAAAAGAUCAAGUGUAAAAUUGUCGGGAGGAGGCCAUAGGUCAAGUCAAGAGCAGAGCAGAAACCUGGAAGAAACGUACUGCAGACCGGAACGUAGCUUCGUUUUCAGGGGUAGGUUUAAAUCUGUAGUGCGACAAUUGGCAGAUGCAGCUGCUACCGCUACCCAGGCUCUAUGAGUCCCCGCCUUCGGUCUUAAAGAAUUAUUUUCCAUGUCCGUACUCGUGGCUCUGAAUUUUCCUGUGACUUCAGGAAUGCAGGUUCAUGCACUGUGGAUCCCAAUCUGGAGGCCCCUUCUUCCUUCGUGUCGCUCACUCUCCCUCUCCCUGCUGCUACUGCUGCUGCUGCAAGAAGAUCGAACGCAGAGCCAGUGACAGGACAAGGAGGAGGAGGAGGAGGAGGAGAAGAUGAGGCUGUGAAAACGCGUGAAUCUCUCCGAGUGCCAGCCAGUUGGACAUGGACAGGGCGGGCGGGCAGGCAGACAGGCAGAAAUGUCUCCAUCUGCCAUUGGAGCCGCAUAUAAUGGGCGCUCGAUCGCCUGUUUCUACAUGUCUCCUCCUCCUCCAGUCCCUUGUUACAGCACGCAUCAGUCAGUCAGUGUGUGUAUGAUGCUCUUCAGAGGGCAGGGUUCGGGUUUUACGAGCUGAGAUUUUGUUACUGGAUCCAUGACCUCGUCGCUGGAGAGGGCCUCCCUUGGCCCAUUCUCUCCCUCUGUGCUCCAUACUGUUCCCGAGCAGAUCUCCGUCUGGGUCUUACAAUUCUCCUCUGAAAUUUAUCGGGAAUUAUUUUGCAUUUGACAAGAUGCAUUGUCAAUUCAAUUCAGGGGAUUCUUUCUCAAGUACGCAAUAUUCGUCUUAUAUGUCAACAGUCUCCUCAAUGGGAUGGUCACUUGAUCUAGGUUUGGAUGUGGCUGAAAUGCUGUAUGCUCUUCAGAGUACUUCUGCGUGCUCGUGUGACGAUAUGACGUGCUCGAGUGUGUAGAUAUCUCCAGAUUGUAAUCACCAGAUCUAUCACUGCGUUCUCAUGCUCAGGGUUGGGCAGUCGAAAUAUGACGUCAGGUAUGAAGAUUAACCUUCUCAUGGAAGUGAAGUUUGAUCAUCUCGAUUUGUUCUGCUUUAGCUGUGUGACGUUCGGGAGAUUGAAGUCCGAUGUUCCUCCUUGAGAUGAGUUGUUGGGGGGAUCAUUCUUUCUGAUCCCCCAACAACUCAUGACCGCCGUGUUCCCUUUGCUCGGCAGCCACACGGUUGACAUCUGCCUUCAUGCAGAAAUCGUACCUUACCUGGAAACGUGGGAAGAAGACUGAUAGCCGUUAAGGACUUAAAAGCAGUCUCGUGGGAUCUGGCUUCUUUCCAAUUUCUCGGUCAGAUAUGGUUCUUCCAUUCGCUGCACUAGAGUUUCAAGGGCAUGUGGGGCAGCUAGCUGCGUUAUCACCUGGACACGACCAAACGAAUGAUGUGUGUCUCCUGAAAUCGAGGAAAGAAUGCUGCCUCGAUGAAGUCGCAGAGUUAUCAUCUUCGGGUUACCGAGUGAAUGUCAUACAGAAUUUUUCUCCUGAAAUCCAGGGAAUAAUGCACAGCUACUCGAAGCAAGUUCGACUCGUUGCUGGUGCCUCGAUCCCUUGGUUUCGUAGAGACUUCUUCCCAUGUGAGGAUACCCCGUCUUCUUGAAUCAGCAUUCUUUCCUACUUUCAGGAGAAGCACACUGUUCAGCACACUCGUCUCAAUGUGGCCUACUGCUCUUCACAAGUUCUCCCUGUAAGUUCAAAAAUUAGCUGAUCCUUCUUCUUUCAACUUUCAACCAUGACCUCUACGCUGUGUCUUCGUAAUAUCUAUCUACCUCAAGUGCUGCCUUGUCUUCUUUUCCUUCUUAUCUGAACGUAUUUUGCAGGUCAGAGUAUAUCAAUCCUGUGUGAUGAAGUAUCAUUCACGUUCAUAUAUAUACAUGUAUACAUAUGUAUGAAUUUGAAUGAUCCUUCAACACACAGAUCAUUCAUGGUCACCGUGAACGGGUUUUGGUAUCCAUGGUUGAGCUUUGAUUUGUAGCGGUGAACACGUGCUAAUGAUGGUCAGACUGCUUCAGAUGGGACCUCUUUCAUAAUUCAUUUUAGCUGAUCUUGGUCAGUAACCUUGCAUGAUCAUUGGCACAUAGUCAGAGAUGAGGAUGAAUACCGAGGGAAAGGUAUAUCUAACCUGGAACCUUGGGAAGAAGGCUGAAUCUUAUGGCUGCUGGACAGAGAUGUUCGCCUACGCAAGAAUCUGCCUUCUUCCCAAAGUCUCGGUUAGGUGUACUUUUCAGAUUGUCCACAGGAAGAUGGAAAUCUUGGUAUCGGAACCAAAAUACCUUUGCGCUGCAGGAGCGAAAGCUGACACUGUCCUGAAACUUCGGAAACACUGCCAAUUAUUUGGAUACAAUUCCGUCCAGAAAAACCUGAAUGCAGCGUGGAAAAUGCUCUACUUGAUCAUGAUCGCAUGUGCAACAGAAUUUCCAAGACUGGAGGAGGAACCCAGUUUUCUGGCUCGAUAAGCUCAACUCGGAAACUGAUGCAGACGCACUUGGAACGGUCGUGACAUCUAAUCCUUUUUCUGAUACCUUGAAUCUAUUGCAGAGUUGUAUUCCACCGCCGUGGGUAUGAGAAAACAGCAUUCUUCAUUUUUUUAAGAUUCCGGUAUAGUGACUGUCUUCCAGAAUGUUCACCCCUCCGAGCAACUCCUAUCAUACUUAAUGAUGCAGUCAGUGAGUGGUCAUCGAUAGCACUGUGACGAGGAACCUUUUCCUGUUGCCACGUUUAGGAUCCCUUCUCACUUCAAACCGAAAAUGAGCUUCUGACUGCUCAACUGACGUUCAUCGAGGUUGCGCUUUGUUUUCCUUAAUAAAAACUCCGAAAAUGAGCUUCUGACUGCUCAACUGACGUUUAUCAAGAUUGCGCUUUGUUUUUCUUAAUAAAACCUGAGCGAGUACAUUGGAAGCAGUACGUGAUGAAUAAAUACCCG
This is a messenger RNA of Marchantia polymorpha subsp. ruderalis, 3060 nucleotides long. Lineage: Eukaryota; Viridiplantae; Streptophyta; Marchantiopsida; Marchantiales; Marchantiaceae. The record is from the annotation of a GenBank genome assembly.